This is a messenger RNA of Acanthaster planci (crown-of-thorns starfish), 2420 nucleotides long. RefSeq names its product agmatinase, mitochondrial-like. NCBI's taxonomy places the organism in Eukaryota, Metazoa, Echinodermata, Asteroidea, Valvatida, Acanthasteridae. Gene Ontology annotation, molecular function: metal ion binding; agmatinase activity. The record is from RefSeq and is a predicted model, not a curated record.
UUUAUGGUUUAGGCAAUGUCGAAGUGCUGUUGAAAUUGGAAUGACUUGCAAUUUUUUUCAAGCAGACUUGUUGUUAGGUUGCAGGCCUAACUAUAAUGAACGAAAGUCCGCUGAGUGUAGUGUAUUGCAUGCAGUCAUGCGUCCGUCUACACGUCCACACACAUCAUUAUGCGUGGUGUUUGGGGUCCGACGUCCGCCUCGCUUCUCAUAAUGGCGUGGUGGACGUCGGAUCCCGCAGUUCUCAGGGUAGGAUGGUGUUUUGGCUCAUGGGCAGUUUGUGUAUGCAGAGAUGGCCAGGAUUCUGAAGCAUCUAUCGUCACCUCUUCUUCGUCCACUGAAGCCAUUUAACUAUGGAAGUGUCACACAGCUUUGUCAGAUCAGUUCAAGUUGUCGGUCUUUGAAGAGUGGAAGAUUCAAUGAGCCACUAAGCGGCAUGGAAUGUGCCAGAGCUGGGGGAAUUGCUACCAUGUAUCGAUUGCCAUUCCAGGAAGAUCCAAAAGGUCUUGACGUCUGUUUUGUCGGCAUACCGUUGGACAUCGGGACAUCAAACCGAUCUGGGGCAAGGUUAGGACCUCGGCAGAUAAGAAUGGAGUCAGUGCUCGUCAGAAACAUUAGCACCAUAGGUGCUGCACCCUAUGAAUCCUUACAAGUUGCAGACAUUGGAGAUAUCAACAUCAAUCUCUACGAUCUCAAGAAGACUGUACAGAUGAUCAAGGAAGCCUAUGUCAAAAUCUUUGCUGUUAACUGUACCCCUCUAACUCUUGGGGGAGACCACACGCUGACUUAUCCCAUACUUCAAGCCGUCAAGGAGAAAUACGGGCAGAUUGGUCUCGUGCAUGUAGAUGCGCACAAUGAUUGUGAAGACAUAAUGCUAGGAGAGAAGAUUGCCCAUGGUACACCGUUCCGACGAUCGUUAGAGGAAGGGAUCAUUGACCCCAAGAAGAUGGUUCAGAUUGGUCUGAGAGGGUCUGAGUACUCGGCAAACUGUCAUCAGUGGCAGAAAGACUUGGGUGUCAAAGUAGUGGUUGUGGAGGAGUGUUGGCAUAAGUCACUGGUCCCUCUCAUGGAUGAAGUCCGAACAAUGAUAGGUCCUGACAUCCCUGUUUACAUCAGUUUUGAUAUUGAUUCAUUGGACCCAUCUGUAGCUCCAGGGACAGGCACACCGGAAUUAGGUGGGUUAACUUCCAUCCAAGCAAUGGAGAUACUACGAGGUUGUAAGGGGUUGAACAUCAUUGGUGGUGACAUGGUAGAGGUUUGUCCGGCCUAUGAUCCUCUGGGGACCACAGCUCUUAUUGCAGCCAACCUCUUAUUUGAGAUGCUGUGUGUUCUCCCAGGAGUCAAAUACCACAAGAUUCUACCCUGAUGAUGCAGUUGUCAUCCAGAGUUAUUCUGAACUUACCUUAAAAAUGGAAAUGAUCUGAACUGCCGUGCACGCAUAAUCACUUGUUGAGAGUGUCUUGAUAAAGCACCGGUGCUAAUUAAGUUGUAACUUUAGGGUUAGUUCCAUUUAAAUGACUGAUUGCUGAAUUAUGGAAAACCACAGUAGGCCUGAACCCAAAAUUGAAAAGAAAAGCAAAUUAGCUCCUGAUGAAGACCAGGGCAUUUAAGUGAAAAUGUCAAAACGUCUGUUUUGUUCAGUGUAAGGAUCCAUGAGGGUCAAUAGAGAUCAUUACAGAACCCCCUUACUAAAGAUUGAAACUAUUUUGUAGCAUGUUGAAGGAUCAGGAACUUAAUCUACUGUGUCUUGCAAUUUCUGCUUGUUCAAGUUGACUUCUUUUCCUACUUGUCAUCCGAACAGCUGCUUAGCUUAAACUCUUAUGAAGAGGGAGGGGAUCAGAUGUUAGAGCUGGUCAGUCCCCAUUAUGUCAUCCUGGAGUAUUGAUUACUGGUUUGUAGCAAUUUACAGAUAUCAACUUCUUAAUUUUUUCAUUCAUGUCAAACUCGUUGUUGAAAACUUUCUUGUCCAGCUAGUAAUAUUUAAAAAAAAAAGUUUCUUUGUUUUUAUUAUUCAUAAGGACUGAAAUAAAGUGCUGAUACUGCAUGAAAUAGCCGGUGUGACAGGUGUUCCGGCCACUCCCUAUUUUUACAAAUUGGGAAUUUACUGAAAUUUUACUAAGAUGUAUUGACUACGGUAUCAUAAUUAAUUAAUCAAAGGUAUGCAACAGCUUUUGGUUUGUUCUUCUGAUUUGAUUUGAUACCUAUGUAUAUAAUUUAUAGACCAACAGUCUUCCUUUUGACUUUUUGUAGUGAUUCAUUACUAAAUUGAAAAAGGUUAAGAAAUAUUUUUAAAAAAUUGACCAUAUCUAUUACUCGUUUAACCCUUUAAAUUUCUUAAAAAUACAUUAUAUCUUUUAUGACAUUAUUAUGAAUGUUUAGCAUUUGUUUUGUAUUAUAUCAUUAAACCAGAGGAACUAAUGAAA